This is a messenger RNA of Solenopsis invicta (red fire ant), 603 nucleotides long. RefSeq lists its product as uncharacterized. NCBI's taxonomy places the organism in Eukaryota, Metazoa, Arthropoda, Insecta, Hymenoptera, Formicidae. The record is from RefSeq and is a predicted model, not a curated record. The transcript has a single exon. Bases 1 to 603 code for a protein of 200 amino acids.
AUGAGCAUGGAUUUUGAGAGUGCCGUUCGACUGCAAGUCGAACUGCGUGGCCGUAUGGCCAACACGGCGGAGAACGUGCGAAAACUCGGUGCUGCGAACAUUACGGUCGAUGUGAUCGAGAACUGCCUCCAGUUCCUCGACAAAAACUGGGAAAGGUUCGAGGCCAGGCACGCAGAAUUAAAUAGCAAGUACUGGAAUGAUCACGAGGACAGCGAUUAUUUUUGCGACGGUUACGAAACCGAGGAAGUUUAUUUGUCGCAACGCAUCGCGCUUACCACGUUACGACGCUCGCUCGUCGGGAACACCGCGGGAAUAGAAUCGCGACCGCCCACGAACGAGCCUCCUCAGCUACCUUCGUACGCUCCUCAAACUACCUUGCCCAAGAUUACCGUGCUGCAUUUCUCGGGCAAGUUUGAGGAUUGGCCGUCAUUUCGCGAUCUUUUUCGCUUGAUCAUCGGGAACGAUCGGCACCUUUUCGAUGUCGAGAAACACUAUUUGCGGACGUGCAUAGAGAGGGAGGCUGCUUCGUUCAUUAAACCGCUGCCUAUCGUCGGCGAAAACUCAACGCGCUUGGACUUGGCUUCAGGAGUACUACGAAAAUAA